Messenger RNA from Vombatus ursinus (common wombat), 3784 nucleotides. Its product is annotated as zinc finger protein 79-like. The record is from RefSeq and is a predicted model, not a curated record. Gene Ontology annotation, molecular function: DNA-binding transcription factor activity; RNA polymerase II cis-regulatory region sequence-specific DNA binding. NCBI's taxonomy places the organism in Eukaryota, Metazoa, Chordata, Mammalia, Diprotodontia, Vombatidae. The transcript has 6 exons. The coding region runs from base 549 to 1859 and encodes 436 amino acids. Gene Ontology annotation, biological process: regulation of transcription by RNA polymerase II.
GUUUAGGGGGAAGAGGGGAUCAUUGCAUUGGAGAAGGCUUUCCACGUGAUGGAGGGGUGGGCUUGGGAAGGAGAGGCAGUCAGGGUCCUUGAGUUCUGGCCCUGGGUGUGAUUGGAGGAAAGGGCUCAGCCAUCCUGGGGGCCUCAAGGGUUGGACCGGGUGGUGUCCUUGGGACUAGGAGGAUCAGAGUGGGCUGGUGGGAAACAGGAAGUCUUUGAGCUGAGACUGCUCUGCCUUCCCUGGAGCUCAGAUUCUCUCCUCUUUCCUUUUGACCUGAGUUCUCUCUGCCUUCCCUGGGACCUAAGAUCACUCUGCCUUCCAGAAGCCCACUCUGUGCAUGCAGAUCCCAGGUUGGAGUCCUUUCCCUGAGGGCAAGGCCUGGGUCUUCCUAACUCCUAUGGGACCUUGCCCUCUGUAAAUUCCAGAUGGGCAGCCUCCUGCCUAUGAAGAGAGGAGAAAGAGAUCUUCUCUGGGAUCCGUCUCCCUCCCCAGCUCAGUCUGCAGAGGAACAAAACCUACCCCAAGAAGGGAGCCUGGGUUGAGAGAGAAUGGCUCCUGGGAGCAGCCAAGCCCCAGCCCAGGAGAGAGUGACAUUCAACGAUGUGGCUGUGAACUUCACCCAGGAGGAGUGGAGCCUCUUGGACCAUCCUCAGAAGGCAUUGUACAAGGGGGUCAUGCUGGAGAAUGCCUGGAACCUACUAUCCCUGGGGCUUCCAGUUCCCAGAGAAGAUGUGGUCUCUUAUUUUGAGCAAAAGGAAGCACCAUGGAUGCUGGAGCAAGAAGGCCUGAGGAGCUGCUGUCUAGAAGGAGACAUGAGACUGGAAGUGAAGGAGACUAUGGCAGAGCUAAGUCUUUCUGUGGAAGAAAUUCAGGAGCAAAGAUCCAUGGAUGAUGGUCCCUGUGACAUCACUUGGGGAGAAUUCUGUGCUCUACAUCAGAGAAUCCACACUGGAGAGAAACCUUAUGAAUGUAAUCAGUGUGGAAAGGCUUUCAUGAACAGGGCAAGUCUGGCUCAACAUCAGAGAAUCCACACUGGAGAGAAAUUGUAUGACUAUAAUAUGUGUGGAAAGGGUUUUACACAGAGGUCCUGUCUUAAAAUACAUCAGAUAAUCCACACUGGAGACAAAUCUUAUAAAUGUGAUCAAAGUGGAAAGGCUUUUACCCAGAGGUCUUAUCUCAGUGUACAUCAGAAAAUCCACACUGGUGAGAAAUCUUAUGAAUGUAAUCAGUGUGGAAAGACUUUCCGAGGCAGCUCCAGUCUUGCUCAACAUCAAAGAAUUCACACUGGAGAAAAACCUUAUGAAUGUAAUCAGUGUGGAAAAUCUUUCUUACUGAGGGCUCAUCUUGCUAAACAUCAGAGAAUCCAUACUGAAGAGAAACCUUAUGAAUGUAAUCAAUGUGGAAAGACUUUCAGAGGUGGCUCCAGUCUUGCUGAACAUCAGAGAAUCCACACGGGAGAAAAACCUUAUGAAUGUAAUCAGUGUGGAAAAUCAUUCCCACUGAAGGCUAAUCUUACUUUACAUAAAAGAAUCCACACUUGUGAGAAACCUUAUGAAUGUAAUCAAUGUGGAAAGGCUUUUAGAGACAAUUCCACUCUUGCUAGACAUCAGAGAAGCCAUACUGGAGAGAAGUCUUAUGAAUGUAAUCAAUGUGGAAAGGCUUUUGCACUGAGAGACUCUCUUAGAGUACAUCAGAAAAUCCAUACUGGAGAGAAACCUUAUGAAUGUAAUCCAUGUGGAAAGGCUUUUAGAGACAGUGCCACUCUUGCCAGACAUCAGAGAAUUCACACUGGAGAGAAACCUUAUGAAUGUAAUCAAUGUGGAAAGGCUUUUACAGUCAGGGGCCUAAGGAACCCAUGAGGACAUUGCCAUUUCCUUCAGCACAGAGUUUCUAGGGCAUCACUCCCUUUUCUAGUGGAGGAGGUGUUACAGUGCCCCUCACUUCUGGGAUUAUGUUCCCACUGGGCUCAAGGGCCUCUAUAUAUAUCUCCCAGAGGGUGACAUGCCAGCUUGCCCAACAAUGCUGCUACAUGACGGUUGGUGACAUGAUCAUGACUUGGGACAGUCAUUUUGACCAAAAAUGGUCAUCUUAAGUUUUACCAAAAGUAUGAUCUGACCUUUUAACCAAAAAUGGUAAUAAUACUGAUUUUAAAAUAUAUUCCCACUGGGCUCAAGGGCCUCUAUGCAUACCUCCUAGAGGGUAACAUGCCAGCUUGCCCAACAAUGCUGGUUAUAUGACAGUUGGUGAGAUGAUCAUUACCUAGGACAGUCAUUUUGACCAAAAAUGGUCAUCUUAACUUUUACCAAAAAUAUGAUCUGACCUUUUAACCAAAAAUGGUAAUAAUACUGAUUUUAAAAUACGAUAUGCCCUCAGUGUUCAUCAUACUAUACUUGUCACUAUCCCUUAGAAAAAAAGUGACAUAAAUGAAUGACUUGAACAUUUAAUGGCUUUUAAGGUUCUUUCUAGCUUAAAUUUAAUGAACAUAUUACCUACAAAUAGUGGCCACAGCAAACAGAGAGCUGAGACAGAAAGGCACAAACAUUUAAAAGGAGAAACUGGAAUAAAAUGAUUAGGUAUGUUGGACACUAGAGAAACGCAAGCAUUUGCUAUCAAAGUUGAAAUAGUAAAACAUUAAGAACAUGAUUAGUGGAGAAAUGGUUGUGGGGAGGGAGCCAUCCUUCCUCAUCAUCAUCAACAACAAAUGUUGACCAACUAACACCAGUAGUCAUUCUAGAUAGGCACGGUGGCCUUGGGAGUGGCCAUGCCCUGCUUGACUAUGGUGUACAAGGUCUGCUUCUAGCCCAGUCCUCACAGUUAUUGUCUGGGAAAGCAAGUCUUGUGGAGAAGGGGCCAGACAUCUACACACAGCAGGCCCAGGAGCCUUGGGAAGAAUAACACUUCCCAGUCUGGUGCCCUCACUCAUUCAGGGACAGAUCCCCUGUGGAGAUGUGCCUGGCAGGAGCUCCUGCAGGGCCUACAGUGUCACCUAAGGAGGACCCAGAAAAGCAAGUUCUUGCCCCAAAAGUCUUUGGUACUAACCCUCACCCUAAUUCCAAUGGUUCAACAUCAGAAAGUGAUUAAGAUUUUAUUGGAAGAGGUGUCACCAUCAGCUUUGCUAUUUCACCCUAAGCACCAUGGGUGGUCCAUUCAACUUGCAGCUCAAAUGUCUCAUAGGUGUUGUCUUUCCCAUUAGAGCAUGAGCUUUGUGGGGUGCAGUCUUACUUGACUAAUAUGAUUUCCAGUGCUUGGUUACAUAGUAAGCCAACUUAAUCAAUGCUUUGAAGAUCCUAUUCAUUCCUGAAGUUACAAUUUAAAGUGAAAGGAUAUCAAAGAACUGUGAAAACCAUUGGCCUUGAUUACUAUAUAUUCAGAGAGUCAAAAAGUUAGCAUGGUAGAGCUGAGUCAGGAAGUCCCUAGUUAAAACCCACCUCUGAAGCUCAUCUGGCCCUAUUUAAUAACCCUCAGUGCCUCCUGCAAACUCCCUAAGCCAGCUGAUCUACUUUAGUGAAGGGAUUUUCCAUACCGAGAGUUCUCUAUACCAGUGAAAUUGCACGUCCCUUUCUAAACGACAGUGGAGAAAAGUACAUGGAAAUUGGAGAUUUCAUUUUUUUAUUUCAACAUCCAAGGAUACCAAUUGACCAGGCAGAAAGAGCUUUGAGAACCAAAGACAUGUAACACAUAAAAACAUUAACAAAUACCAUGAAGAAUAUAAAACAGCAGCAAACCACGUACCUUUUUCUUCAAAGUUUGGUCGCUUAGAUUAUAGGGAAAAUAAAAAAAAAAA